ACCCUGUGGACUCCAGCCUAAGGACUCUUAUCUUUUGCGGUUGGCGUUUCUACCUCUUUCCCUUGUGGUUGGUGCUUCUACUCAGAGCUGCCAGGAUGUGUGGCAGGUUCCUGAGGCAGCUAUUGGCUCUAGAGAGCCAGCACUCCACCCUCAUGGGGCGCCUCCUGCUUCCUGUGCUCCUGGGAUUCCGCCUUGCUUUGCUGGCCGCCAGUGGGCCUGGGGUCUACAGUGAUGAUCAGAGUGAAUUUGUGUGUCACACCCAGCAGCCAGGCUGCAAGGCUGCCUGCUAUGAUGCUUCCCACUCGCUUUCUCCACUGCGCUUCUGGGCCUUCCAAGUCAUCCUGGUGGCUGUACCCAGUGCCCUCUAUGCGGGGUUCAUCCUGUGCCAUGUGAUUGAACACUGGGAAGAACCAAGAAAGAUGAAGAUUGAGGAAGAGACUCUGGUCCAUAAAAGGGACAGCUGCAGAGAUGCCUCAGGGGCCGGAAGCCACAAGAUGCUCUGGGCCUAUGUGGCACAGCUAGGGGCUCGAGUGGUCCUUGAAGGGGCAGCCUUGGGGGGGCAGUACCAUCUGUAUGGGUUCAAGGUGCCCAGUUCCUUUUCAUGUCGUCGAGAUCCUUGCCUCGGCAGCAUAACCUGUAAUCUGUCCCGUCCCUCUGAGAAGACCAUCUUUCUAAGGACCAUGUUUGGGAUUAGUGGGCUUUGCCUUUUGUUUACUCUUCUGGAGCUUGUGCUUCUGGGUUUGGGGAGAUUGUGGAAGCUCCAAAAGCACAGAUUUUCCUCUUCUAACUGCUUCUCAACUUCAGAGAGCACCACAAGACACAAGGAACCAACCAGUAACUUCCCAGUUGUGGAAACAAAAGAGUAGUUUUGAGAAGCAGGUGAGAAGGACCCUAACCCCAAUGUCUUUCCCUUCCUGCCCCUAAUGUCUCUAUACUGAUAAUCUCUAUCCAGGGCAGGUUCCUCAUCCUUCUGGGAAGUGCAACUUCUGCAUGUUACAAAGUAGAUCACCAAUUUUCAGGCAGAUGCAUUUUGACCACUGCCCCCACCAUUUCCCCGUUCCCAUUCCCAUCAAUUGGAUGACUCCUUCCAGUGAACCAGGAUGAGAGCACCAAUCUGCUGCACUUGCUGCUUUUUCAUUUAGUUCUUUCCUCACUUAAGAAAACGUCUCAGCUUUUGCUUGACUUCAGCUCAUUUGUAGAGGAUAUCAUGAUUGGAUCUUCUUUAAAAUGUCCAUUGAGUGAAGAUUCAGACCCAGGACAAAUUAGAGGCUGUUGAAGGAUAUCUAAGGGCCACAGUGGGCCAUGCAGUUGAAAGCACAAUAUUGAGGAAUUCCUUAUUAUUUCUUCUCACCAGAAUUGUCUGGUGUCAUCAUCAGAAUUUUCGUAGGGUUGGUUAAAGAGUCACUGAACAGAAACAUACAUGAACCAUGUCUCUCCCUUGCCAUGCUCAAUAAAUAUUGAUGACACUAAUGACAUUCACUUUGGUGAGGACAGUGUUCUUUUCUGUAUCAUGUACUCUACUUAUUUCUUAUGCUCUGUAUUCUGUGUUCCCUAUGACUUUGAAGUCCUAUAAUUUGUGAAUGGUACCCAGCCCUGUAGCCAUGGAAAUUUUGGCUAUGGAAAAACAAGUGUACAUAACCCAAAGUCCUUUAAUAUCAGGAUAUUUGUUCAAUUACUCAACCACAUCAUUGGGAAGAUUACUGUGAUUUCACAGGCUGAGUCCCUAUGAGCUUGGGCAGCUCUGAUUUCUGCUCACUUCUCACUGGGUACACUGCAUCUGUCCCCAUGGUCUUUGACACAGUUUAAAUGCAGGCCCAAGUCCCUAAUUUUGAAAUUCAUUGCUCUCAAUACUGCACAGCAAAGACAAGAGAAUUUUAAAGGUGAUUUAAGAAUAAUAGCAAAGGGAAGUUUACAACUGAAUGUAAUUCAGAGGAUAAUUUAAAUUUGAGCAUCAAGUUUUUUUUCUGGAGUCUUUCAGUUAUUUCUGUUGGAGAAUGUGUUACCCAUAUGCUUUUUGGCAGAAUCCCCUUU
Molecule: messenger RNA, 2031 nt
Organism: Fukomys damarensis (Damara mole-rat)
Lineage: Eukaryota; Metazoa; Chordata; Mammalia; Rodentia; Bathyergidae
Gene: Gjc3
Product: gap junction protein gamma 3
Exons: 2
Coding region: 96-866 (256 amino acids)
Biological process (GO): cell communication
Cellular component (GO): connexin complex
Source: RefSeq, a predicted model, not a curated record